CAGCUUUACAUAUCAUUAACUAUCUAUAUGUAUGUUUCUGCAAAAAAUCAAAACACCGUCCGGUGUUAAGUCCGGUAAAUGAAUAUAGAAUUUUACUGUGCAUUAAAGUUUAAAUAAAUAAAUAAAAAUCUCUAUAUCUAAUUUUUACCACAUUUAUGUUUUAUAGACGUGGUAUAAACUAUAAAAUUUCUAAUACAAUCUCGAAAGACAAUGUCGUGGAGUUACGCUGUUCCUGUUUUUUUCAUAAGAAGUUUGCAAGAGUAUUAUAAGUUACCGUGGUAAAAACCAGUGUACAACAAGGACAUAAUAUCUCUAAAUUUGUUUCAUUUGUUACUAAAUUUUUCAAAAAAUAUAAUAUUUAACUAUAGAUGAAAAUAGAAUAGCUAGUACCCGCACAAAACACAGGUGCAAUAAACUAAUUUAUAUUUUAUUAGUAAAGGAAUUUUGAAAUAAGUUCUCUAUAAACUAAGAAAUUCCCAUAACUGUUACUCAUAAAAUAAGAAUAAAAAUGUGUUGUAUUUCUGGACUAAACGAUUAACACAUAUCAUUAUCGAUUAAUUAUUGUACAAACUCGAUGUAUUUAUCGUUGAUAAAAAUAAUUACUUCUUAUUUCAUUUUAUCAGUAAGGCAACACUAUCUGUGCCGCUCUUCUGGUUUGUUAGUUGUCUUGUGAUUUUUCUUCUUGUUUAUAAUAAAAUUUUCAUGGAAAAAUAACGGAAAAUGUCGUGUAAAUAUAAAAGAUUUUGUGAUAUAUGUUAAUAAUUUACAUGUGUUUCAUAAGUGUACAUUCAUGUGUUUAACUUUUCAUUUGUGUAUAAUAUCAUGUGUGGCAAAGGUAUCAAGACAAGAAUGAAACAUACUUUUGCUUUGUAAUAGCCAGGAAUAGCCGUAAGAACCAGAGAGAUGGAGCACUCUGACCUAGUAGCAGAGAUGGCUCAGGUGGAGCACAUGACCACUCAGGAGCGGCUCCACUUAGCUAGAAGACGACGUAUUAACCAAUUAAAGAUAUGGCAGCAGCGAGAGAAGGAAUGGGCGCGAUCGCGGCCCAAACGAGAGAAGAGUGCCAAACGGAACAUCUACUUCAAUGACAGCGUGAUGCUGCUCGAAGCCGCUGCAAGGAACGAUAUCGACGAAGUGCGGCGUCUACUUGCUCGUGGUGUUACCCCGGACGCAACAAACGAAGACGGCCUCACAGCUCUUCACCAGUGUUGCAUCGACAACAACGAGGCGAUGAUGCGGCUCCUGCUCGACCACGGGGCGAAUGUAAACGCCGAAGACAGCGAGAAAUGGACGCCUCUCCACGCGGCAGCUACCUGCGGGAACCUGAAUCUUGUCCGUAUAUUAAUACAAAGAGGAGCCAACUUAUUAGCGGUCAAUGGAGACGGUAACAUGCCUUACGAUAUUUGCGAAGAAGAAAGGACCUUAGAUGCGAUCGAGAGUGAAAUGGCGGCUAGAGGAGUGACGCAAAGGUUAAUAGACGAAACACGAGCAGCUACGGAGAUGAAGAUGUUGAUGGAUGUGGCAGAGCUGGUGAAGGAAGGCAUGGAUUUGGACGAGCCGAGGGAUAAUCAGGGAGCUACUUUGUUGCACAUAGCGUCAGCGAAUGGGUACAUCAAGGUGGUGGAGUUCCUGCUGGAGCACCGCGCCUCCACCGACGUCGUCGACCACGACAUGUGGCAGCCCGUGCACGCCGCCGCGUGCUGGGGACAUUUAGAAGUAUUAGAAUUAUUAGUACAAUAUGGAGCCGAUCUCAACGUGAGAAACAAACACGACGAGACUCCAGCAGACAUCUGCGAGGAGGGCGAGAUGCGCGCGCGCAUCUUGCGGCUGGCGGCCGAGCAGGAGGAGCGGCGGCGGAGGCCCUCCGACCGCGCCGCCGCCGCCAGGCGCUCCUCCUCCACGGCCAGCACCAGCAGAGUGCGAUCAGUACGAAGAACAUCGUUACGUGAGAAGCAGUUGGCGGCCAAAGCGGACGCUAGGGGUGAAGCACGGCUUCGGGAGACUUUCGAUUCGGCGGUCGACGACGAGUUGCAGGGCUUGACGAACGGUGUGGAGAAUGAUCAGAACACGGUGAAUCAGUUGCAACCCGAUGAUCUACCACACAAACGGUUAUCCGCUGGCUCUACAACAUCCAACCAGAGUUAUGACUCGAAUGUUGAUUACGCGGUGCCCAAACAUUCCUACAACAAAACAAACGAUAACAACGUAUCGUACAACCAACCGAGAAUAUCGAAUCCUCUGUUCGGUGUGAAUGCCGCAUCCAAUUAUGCGCCUGGAUCUGUACCGAUAUCACAACAUGAUCCUAUGAACGACCAAAAACAUUACGAGAGAAAUUUACCGAACGGCGUCCGUAAGGCGCCAGAGGGACAAGAUAACGACUCGUUGAAGGUGGAGGACGUUUUAGACUGUAGGAAAGAGGUGAUAGUGAACCCCAAACAAAUCGCGAUCACAGAUGGCGGCACCGCGACCUACACCACAGACAAUAAUGGUAAAAUCAAUGUUCAUGUCACCGUCAUGAUUAAUGCAGGCACUCUUGCAGAUUUGAAAAAACAACGAGCACAAAUAAGAACGAACGGCAGCCCGGUAGAGAGCAGCGUCACAUCGAACAACCAUAGUAUGAACUCGAUACCGGAGGUGACCAAACAAGAUAUGCCAGUGCAACUGAACCCUUUGAGCAUGUCGUCCAGUUCAGCGACAGUGACCCGCUUCUCAGGCCACACCAGUGACGUUGUCGGCGAUACCAGGUCGCAAAGGUGCUGUGUUAUUAUGUAGAAAAUAGAUAACAAUACAUUUCAUGUGAUUUUGAUUGACACGGUGACUUGAGUAGGACGAGGCGAGAUUUGAAUACGGCCCUGGACGAGGCAUGCGAUGAUGACUAGCGCGUGUUUCUACAAAUCAGGUCUUUAGACACUAGUCACUUGUUAACAAGCUAAAUAAGGAAAUACGAAAAUAAAUCUUUUAAAAUUUGGCCAUAAAGAUGUUUCCUUCAGGUUCAACAAUGAAUAAGGCCGUUACUAGAACAGCCGGCCCUGCACCGUGUUGCAUCCUAGUCUUUGGAUUUUUAUGCAAAGAACAAACAAAGGAGCAAGUGUAUAAGUCUGAUUGUCAUUCCAAAAAAAGUUAUUUUGUGUGAUUAAGUUCGUACCAGAUGACUUUUACAAUUGGUCUACGCGGCGAAUGUAAGGAAAUUAGUAUCACAGAUAAAUUAAUUAUUUAAUGUCGCCGUUGUUAGUAUAAUUGUUAUUUAACAAUGAUCAUUGCCGAGAGAGUAUUGCCAUUUUUACUCGAGAAACUAUGGCUUGCCAGUGUGCUAGAAACAGUGUGAUAGUUCUAAAAGAGCUCAACAGUUAUUAUCUAGAAUUAAGGGUAAUAUAUAAAUGGUUGCUAAUCUUUUAUGUAGUAUUAGAACUGAAUCCUAAUUGUGUACAGUUAGUGGUCUUCUAGCGGUAUUUGUAUAUAAAUAUUUAUAGUAGUCGCUUUAUUUUUUUGUCUAAACAUUCCAUUGAAACUGUAUUAUUUAUAUCGAGAGAAAUAUUGUGUAUUAUUAUUUAAAUAAUUUAUUCAUUUAGAAAUAUGUGUAACUAGGUACAUGAAUAUAUUUAUCAGUAUUCCAGAGAUGUUUUGAGUCGUAAAUGUCUGUAAAUGGUUUUUUAAUUGUUAAUAAAUAAUAUAAUCAAAAUAAAAUACAUUGCUGAGGAAAACCAAGUUGCAACAAAAAUAGUGAUUAUUCGAAAGUGCCUCACUGAUUGGAUUACAUUGGAUCUUUUAUACAAAAUAGCAUUUCGUACCUUAAUGCAAGUUAUUUAAUUCUGAUAUGGAAAAAUAUAAUUUAUUUUGAUCAUGUAAUAAUUAAUAUAUUCCAGACACUGUAGUUCGUAUGUAAUUUAGUAAAUUUGUUAGGACUCGAGUGAUAUCCUUACUUAACUGCGAUGAAUGCCUUAUUGAAACAAUGUAAUGUAUCUUUUGUUAUGUGGACCACUUUAUGGUGAUAAUGGGUACUAGUAGAUGUCUAUUCGCAUAUUAAAUAAAAAAGUAAGUACUACAAUUGAACCGGACAUAAUUAUUUUUAAGGUUACAUACUGCAAAAUUUACGUAACAAACGCUUUGUGGAAAAAAACAAUUCAUAAUUGGUGUACGACGUAUCUAUUUUGUUAUUAUAAUUAAAUCAUUAUGAAACAAUUCAGUAAUGAACAUCGUAUUUAAAACGGUUGUAUACACACAUUAUAUUACGAGAAAGAUUUUUUUAUUUAAUAUUAAAUAUACUUAAAAAAAAACACUAGUGAAAUAAAUAGCGAAAUCUAAUAUCACUCUUAGAUAAGGUAACAUUAAUGCUCACGCGCUUAAAAUAUAGGCGCUUGAAAUGUGAUUAUAUCAAAUAAAUAGAUUGAAUUAAAAUAACUUCAAAAUAAGCAUGUUAAGAUAAGCGUAUUUGGGCAGCUUAAUUUUAAAAAUCUUCCAAAACAACAAAGACGUCGUCUGAGUUCCAACUUUCUAACAAAAGACUGGAUUUGUUAUGUAGGUAUUAUAUUUUAAUGCAGUCGAGCGUAAGAGCAACUUAAGCAUUGCUUUAUACUAUAUACGAUAGACAUUUGAUGGAAAAAAAUAGUGAAAUGGUUAAAAAUUUUUUACAAUAAAUGUGGCAUGAGUAAUAGUUGCCCAUGCGCAUCGACUGUCGUAUUUGAAUCCAAAAUACAGCUGAUUGUUGAUUGAGCGAGGGGGGCCACGGCAUUCGUGCUGUUAGUACGUUUUGACGUCCGUAUAUUGCUGUUGCAUAUAAAAUUAAACUAUUCAAUAGGAAUAAAGAUUUUUACUUUUUACUCAAUAUUUUACUUUUGACAGGGAAAUUAUGUAAUUUAGUUUCACAUCAAACCCUUUAUACUGAAGGCAGAUACUGUUUUUUAGCGAACUUUGUUCUUACGUAUUGUUUUUUACGCUUUGUUUAUGAAAUAUAUGAACUACAAAAUUGAAUGAAAAUUAUGAGGAUAAUGAAGGAGUUCAUAUUUAGGGCACUAACAUAAGCCAAUCAUUGUAAGUUAUAUAUUAUGACUAUCGUCAUCAAACGAUCCUAGAUAAUUUUUGAUUAGGUAAAAAACCUUUUCUUAACAAAAGUGAUACUUUAAAAAUAAAUAAAAUGUAUUCUUUUAAUUUUAAAAGUAUGCAUUGUUUCGAAAAUUAAUCCACUAUUAACUGUUAAAACCUUACGAACUUAAUUUGUUCUGUUUUCCUAUCAUUAUAUUUUUUUUAGUUGAUGGAGAAAAGUUAACGAAUUAUAAUAUGCAGCUAUUAAUUUAUUAGUAUUUAAUUAUUUUUUUAUUAUUGUCAUUCAGUGAUCGUCUACUACAUUUUUUUUACAGAAUAAAAUUUCAAUAAUAACAAUGCUACGUGCAAUAUACGGAUAAAUUAAAAUAGUCGAGUGCCUUUUUAAUUGUUUCUUAGUGCUAAAUAACUCAAGCCGUGCCAAUUGUUUUCUAUCUGUUGAAGUUAUAGCGUGACACUUUUAUAUUUUAUUAUAUUAUAUCAAAGCGCAGUAGGUGUCAAUACAAAGUAAUGAUUUAAACUCUCGUAUCAUUUACGUAUUCCAGUAAUACAAAUAAUUAGCCAAUCUUUACUUUAUAUUGACCAAUCGCAACAGCGACAUUUUCAGUAAAAGUACCUACGUACGGAAUGUAUUGUUAUGACUUUUGUUUAUAAUUACUGAAUAUGUUGCUGUGUAGGGCCUGUCUUACCGUCUCAGAUAUGUGAGAGCGAUUUUGUAUUUUAACGUAAAUUAAAAUAAAAUUUUGUUCAUAAGCGUUACACAGAAUAAAAAAAAUACUGGGAAAGAGGGUACAUUAAAUAGAAAUAAUUAAAAUUCUAAAAUAUGCUGUCAUAAUAGUACAAUAUAAGUCUGCGAGUGUCAAUUCUUUUUUUAUUCUGUGUGAGGGAAUAACAGUUUUAAGUGUCUACGCUUCGCGUCUCUAGCGGUGAGACAGACUAAGUACAGUAGUAGCAUUUUUUACACUUUCUCCAUUAAUACGUUUCAUUAGAACGAGCGAGCCGAUAGAUGUCGCCCGAUGCAUUUAAUACCAAGUAAUAAAGUCGUUAUUGUGGUAACCCUCCUAUUGUAGAAAGAUUAAAAGACAAAUUAAUAUAAUGAACAUCUUUUAGUAAACUAGAAACUAAAUAUUGUCUAUUUCUUAUAAUCAAGUGUUCAAUGUCUGUGUUAUAUCUGAAAGUAGCAGCUUGACAUUCCCAUUUAUUGUGUUAAAUAUGCUUUUAUAUAGCCUUUUUGAUAUACAUUUAUCACUUAGAUAUCAUUGUGUCCCAUCCACAAUUCAUUCGUCCAUAUCUUUAGUCAUUAGUAUAGUGAAUAUUAUUUCUAUAAAUCAUUAUAAUUAUCUUUAGUACUUAAAAAGUACUUAAAAGAUUGUAUUUUAGAAUUGUUUAAUGUGUGUAAAAAGUAAAUUAUUUAAUUCUAUAUUUAAAUAUAAAUUGUAUAGGUACUUAAAAAGUUAUACCAAGCAAUAUCGAAGGGCCUUAAACAGAUUACAGAUUCACGUUUUGUUUUCAGUAUUAUUUUAUAUAAAUUUACAUUUUUAAAAGACAACAUUAUGUGAUACUAUUGUAUGCGAACGUUUUUGCCUAUUUUCGAAACGUUCGAUACUUCAUUUUAUAAUAGUAAAUAUAAAUUAUUCAUAUCUUAAAUUUGUGAGUUGUGACGGCAGUGAAUUUUUUUGUACUUUUAAAGAACUAAGUACUUGUAGAUCAUAUCCUUUCAUUUCAUACUACUUAUCUUGCCUUAACUCGAGCAAAUUGAUACAUAAUAUUACAUUUAUUAUUCACAAAUUGUGUUGUAUGUGUAAUUUUUAUAUAAAUUAAAAACUAAAUGUAUUAAAAUUAAAUGUCUCAAUUGAAAAAUACUUAAAUACACAAAAAUCAUUCAUUUUAAACUCUUGUGAAAGUAUUUGCAAUGUUACAAUUUGAUCUCUUUUUCUGACAUCAAAACAUGUUACAAUCCUAAUUGAUUAUACCACAAAGUAUUUAAUAUUUACUCCAUGGAGCUUAUAAAAUUAAGACAAUAAUAUUGAGUUUAUAAUAUUCAUUAGACAAUUCUUGUAUUCUUCUACAGUUUGAAUUAUCUGUAAGAACACCUGGAUUAAUUUACGUGUAUCUUAGUCGAGAAUCCUUGUAUAUUUUCGGGACCAUCCAGGACCCUUAGUCUUAAGCGGCCGUGAUGCGAGCCUUUCUGUAAGUAAUUCGGAUGUUCUUACAUUAUACCAUAAUGUGUACUUACGAAACUUUUAACAAUAACAUGUAUUUUUAAAACAUUUCAAAGAUAAUAAUAGAAAACAUAUUAAAAUAUUUUGCACGAAGUGAAAUUAAAUAUUUGUGAAUAAAUCAUUGAUAAUUUUGUUGAUUAACGCCUUACGUCACAUAAAAGUAAAUAUUUUUUUUAACGUUGAACUAAGUAAUAAUAAAUUGAUAAUAGAACGAAUUUAUUUAUUUUCGCGUAACGUCACUGAAGAUAAACAUAGCGGGUUGUUUUUAUAACGUAGCAAAUAAGAAAUAAAGAAAACGUUAUGUAUGGUUAGUAAUUGAUAGGUUAAUUUCAUUAAUGACAAAUAUUCCAAGUAAGAGGAAUUUUAUUGCAAAAGUGCAAAAUAUCCAAUUUCCAUUGCACCAUAUUAUACAUUUUUUUUAAUAUGGAGAUCUUAUUUUAAAUUCAAAUUUAAUUAUUAAUAUCAAUCGUUAGUCUUGCCUUAAUAUCAAUUAAUAUUUCGUAACAUAUAUUAUUGUAUAUAAUAUGGGCCAUGGAUCACCCAUUAUGAUCAUGUUUCUAUGAUGUAUACGUAUUCAAAAUUUGUACAGGCGUUUUAUUAAUAUUUAAAAAGAGGUGAGAUCAGUGAGAGAUCUAUUUGUAUAUAAUAUUGAUAAUUAGGUCAACUUUUAGUCAGUUAAAGUAAGCAACAUUUUGAUCAUAAUUUCGUUCUAUUGUAGACAAAAUUUAAUACUAUAUUUAAGACUGCGAAAUCCUUAGAAUUUCCUACUUGUCCUUUUAUAAGCGUUUGGCAAUUAUUAUUAAGAUUUGUAACAUGGAAAUAAUUGUUUCCGCUUACCUACGUAUAUGAUAUAUCCAGUCCCCUGGAUAAGUGACAAACGAAUCUAUCGAUAGUCCCGUCAUCGUUACCGCGUGGAUAAGAUAGAACGAUACUGCUUCUUGUUCUAUCUCAGGUGAUAAUAAAAAUUUUAAUACCGAUAGGUUUGGUUGCGAUCUAUCUGGAGGGGUUGUAUUGAAUUUAAUAAAAAUAUUAAUUCAUAAAGUCAAAUAGAAAUUCUAUAAUUAAGACCUUGCCACCUAGUCUUGCCUUCUCUUGGACCAUACUUCAUAUCCUACAAUAAUAAAACAAUCUAGUACUCCAUAUUCGUAACAAGGUAUUAGAUAUUUUUUGUUCUAUAUUUAAAUUCUUGUCCUACAAUUCAAGAUUUUUUAAUAAUUAAAGUGCUAUGUUGUAGUAAUAGGUUUUGGAUAGUCCAAUAUUAUUUGGCAGUAUUUAUAAAUUACUAAAUGUUUCUUUUAAUCAUCAAAAGAGAAUAUUGUGGAUAAUAAUCAUAUCAAACCCCAGGUUGUAAAUAUCCAAUUUCAAACUUGUAACAUAAUGGAUGUAUAGACUAAAAUACAAGUUGUUAAUCACAAUUUUUUUAAUUUGUAUUUUUCAACAAGUAGAGUGAAUACUGUUUAUUCAAUUAAUGAGAGAGAUAAAAUAAUAAAUAAUUUAUUGCAAAUAAAAUGUGGUUAAUGUAAUUAAAUUGAUGAUAGUAGAAAGCUAUUGUUAAUUUUCGCUUAAUUAAAAGUAUUUCUUGUGUUUGUGACUAAUUUAAACGUCAUGUCAGAUUUUAAAAUGUUGCUAGUGAAAUUAAAUAAAUCUUUUUAGAAAUUACACAGGAUGUAAAAAUUGUACGUAAUGGAUAAAAUGUGUACUUAAUUUUUGGUUUCUGUUUUGAGGAAUGGAUAUUACCAGCUCAGGUUUCGCUCAAAUAUACAGAGGAUUGACUGUAUUCAUUGUAACCUAAAUAUACGUGCAUAAUACGUACGUAUUUCAGAAAUAAGUCGAUAAACUUGCAUACUUAAACAUUUUUUUAUAUAUAUUUUAUUGCAUAAUUAAUAACAGGAUUGACUUAUGUAUAUUUCUAUAGAGAAUGCUCGGCAAAAAUACACUUACUAACGUAGCUUAAGAACCAUCCGGUACACUUAAUCAUAAGUGGGCAAUAAUGCAAGCACAAGUCUGCUUGCUGAGGCUUGUAUAUACAUAGAUGAAUAGUUUUUUUUGCAAUAAAAUAUAUAGUUACAAGUACAUUUAAUAAUAAAGGUUCACGUCUAAAAUUUCGAAAUAGGUAAUGGAUAAUUUUGCAGUCAGUCGUCUGAUGUUUAUCACAGCUCAAAAUCUAUACGUAUUUUACGUUACUGUCUAAAAUAUCAAAAUAUUUUUACAGUACAAUUAUAACAUUAGUACUAUUAUUUCUGCCAAUACACACGAAGUCUUACAUAAAAAGUCAAUGCAAGUUGUGUUGGUUUUAUUUAAGUUACUAUGUUGUUAUUUAUUUCAAUGUAAAUAAUUAGGUGUUUGGUAUUAAUCUUGAUUGUGAACAGUAGUGUGAACUUUAGUUGGAACAAUUAUUGUUUGUAAAUAAACGUUUAAUUUGCCUUAAAACGUAAAAAAUAAAUAUGUAUACAAAUUUAA
Molecule: messenger RNA, 9719 nt
Organism: Galleria mellonella (greater wax moth)
Lineage: Eukaryota; Metazoa; Arthropoda; Insecta; Lepidoptera; Pyralidae
Gene: MYPT-75D
Product: protein phosphatase 1 regulatory subunit 16A
Exons: 10
Coding region: 904-2772 (622 amino acids)
Cellular component (GO): cytoplasm
Molecular function (GO): phosphatase regulator activity; enzyme inhibitor activity; protein binding
Source: RefSeq, a predicted model, not a curated record